GAGGAUGAGAAGAAACAGACAUAUAACCUGUGUUGGAAUGAGUUUCCGACCAAUCUGUUAUCUUUUUUCAAAGAGCUUCGAGAACAGGAGGAGUUCGUAGAUGUUACCCUUGCCUGCGAGGGUCAGCAGGUGGCGGCCCACAAGGUCGUCCUCUCCGCCUGCAGCCCUUACUUCAGGUCUCUGCUCAAGAACAACCCGUGCGACCACCCCAUCAUCAUCUUGAACGAGGUGCGCUACACGGAGCUGGUCACCCUCCUGCAGUACAUGUACCAUGGCGAGGUGCAGAUCGCCCACGACCAGAUCAAGGACUUCCUGCGCACCGCCAAGUUGCUACAGAUCCGCGGGCUGGCCGAGGCCGCGGCCGCAGAGUCCAAGACGCGGACGCCCCCGGAGACCAGCCGUGAGAAUGGUCCCGCCCGCGAGGCGCCCACGCCCACGCCCAAGGCUGAUUCCGUCGAGCCCGAGGAGGAGGGGCGGCCUCCAGACAGCCCCCAGGUGAAGCGCAUCAAGCUGAGCAGCAGCGUGGGCGCACCACCCUCGUCGUCGCCCUCGCCGCUCCAGACCGGGGGUCCCAGCCCCCCCGCGCCCACGCCGCCCAUCGCCAGCCUCCCGCCCACUAUGAGCACCAUGGCGAGCAUGUCCGGCCUUCCCUCCCUUCCGCCCGUGGGCAUCCCGGGCCUGCCCCUGCCGCUCUCCCUGCCUUCCUCCAUCACCGCCCUUCCCCCCGUGACCACGGCCCACCCACCCUCCAUCCACCACGCCCGCGGCACCCUCCACACGCCCACCACCGUCAGCCAGCCCUCCUUCCCAGGCAUGUACCCCGGCGCAGGAUCCGAGGACACGCAGGACACCCUGGGCAGCGACCGCUCCGAGGACCGCGAGAAGUCCCGCCGGUUCGGGGGGUUUCCUGGCCCCUCCGGUCUCGUAGGCUUGGCGUCUGCUGCCCUUGGCUCCAACCCUGACAGUAAUCCUGGGUGCGCGGGGUCACGUGACCUCGAUCUGUCUGUGCUGCUCUCCCAGCUUGGGGGGGUUGACCCCCCUCCCCCUCUGCAACAGGGGGCGCAGCUCCCGGCGGGCGGGCCGGCCGCGGCCCCUCCGGCCAACCUGCACAUGUGCGUGGUGCGAGGAGUGUGGCCGCAGCUACAGCACAGUAGGCAACCUGAAGCAGCACGUGGCCAACGUGCAUGGGCGGGGGGAGUGGGUGGCGUGCGGCGUGUGCGCCAAGACCUUCAAGACGCGUCAGUACCUGCAGUCCCACCUCCUGCAGCAGCACGGCAUCCGGCAGCGCCCCGCGCCCCUCCUGCCGCCCUGCCCGCAGCCCUUGGACCCCUCCCACCACAUGCUGCCCCACGAAUCGCCGUCCAGCUCCGCGCAGACCUCGCCUUUUAGCCCCGCCUACCGCCCCUACCACAACCAGCCGUCCCUGUGCCCCUCCCUGCCCCAGUCCUCGGGCCUCCACAACGGCCACGCCCCCCAGUACGGGCAGGCCUCCUCCUCCUUCCACAACGCCAUGCCCAACGCCCUGAACCCGCCCCCUGGCCCCGCCCCUCCGCAGCCGGACAGCAGCGGGUCUAGUCUUAGUGCAGAAAUGUUGCCCAUGCAGAAACGAGAGAUAAAGAAGAAUUCAGAGUGUAGAACUCGCCCACGAAUACCCAUGUGGCUGAAAAACGUGGGCUGUUUCGCACAACAGGGAGAUCUUGAUUUGUCAUGCAUUGGGAACAUAAUUUGUAAUCGCCUUUUCGAAAGUGUGCGACGAAUCUGUGCCGAUUACCUUGCUGCUCUACACGCAAACCACGCUGAAGCCUCAUCUCUGGCAGACAUUGCGGUUUCAUACCCAGGUCGUCCCCGCUUCGACUUCUACCGCGUGCGAGCAACAGACCCGCGGCCCUGCCACCUGUGCGGCAAGAUCUACAAGAACGCCCACACGCUCCGCACGCACAUGGAGGACAAGCACUCCAACUGCAACGGAUUCCGCUGCGUCCUCUGCGGCACCGUGGCCAAGUCUCGCAACUCGCUGCACUCGCACAUGAGUCGCCAGCACCGCGGCAUCAGCACGAAGGACCUGCCGCUGCUGCCCAUGCCGGCGCCCUGGGACCCCGAGAUGGCGGCUAAGUACAUAUCGAUGGUGGGCGGCGUCGGCGAGGUCGUCAGGCAGAACUACCGGCGCCCGGACCGAGAGCGAGAGAGCAACACCUCCGGCAGCGACAACGCGUCGCGAGACCGGGAGGUGGAGAAGACCCCGACUUCUCAGGAAAACGGCGGACUGUACUUCAAGGGCGACUUGGGAGGGCGCGACCCAGAGGACGGCAUGAAGGAGCGGCGGCCCUACGACGCCAUCAGCCGCCACCUAGACCUGUACCCCGGCCCCAAGCCCGUAGGCGCCUCGCUGCUCGACACCUACCUGCAGAUGAUGCGGGCCUCGGGCAUGGAUCUGACCUCGCCCAGCGCUGACAACCUGCCGGACGACCGCAAGUUCCUGCACUCGCGGCCCCUUGGCGGCGGCGUCCUCGACCUAACCCGCCCCGAGAUGACCCGCAGUUGCUCGCCGCCGCCGCGGGAGGACGACCACGGCGGCCAGGGCUCGGACGACUUCAGCGAGGACGAGCACGGCAGCCUGCACCUGGACGAGGUCCGGGCCCCGCAGAAGCUCGGCGGCGGCGCCACCGUGGUGACCGUCACGCCGCGCUCGCCCGAACCCUCCGACACCGAGGACGAGGCAAAGUGGGCCGUGCAGUAG
Molecule: messenger RNA, 2737 nt
Organism: Penaeus monodon (black tiger shrimp)
Lineage: Eukaryota; Metazoa; Arthropoda; Malacostraca; Decapoda; Penaeidae
Product: protein abrupt-like
Biological process (GO): regulation of transcription by RNA polymerase II
Cellular component (GO): nucleus
Molecular function (GO): protein binding
Source: RefSeq, a predicted model, not a curated record